Molecule: messenger RNA, 1068 nt
Organism: Drosophila sechellia
Lineage: Eukaryota; Metazoa; Arthropoda; Insecta; Diptera; Drosophilidae
Product: G protein alpha q subunit-like
Biological process (GO): adenylate cyclase-modulating G protein-coupled receptor signaling pathway
Cellular component (GO): heterotrimeric G-protein complex; cytoplasm
Molecular function (GO): GTPase activity; G protein-coupled receptor binding; guanyl nucleotide binding
Source: RefSeq, a predicted model, not a curated record
GAGAGGGGAAUUGGGAUGUAUCCAGGAUACAAUGUGUGUAUAUCCACAGGGGCAUGCGAGUCUGGGAAGUCUACGUUCAUCAAACAGAUGCGUAUUAUCCACGGCAGCGGUUACUCGGACGAGGACAAGCGUGGGUACAUCAAGCUGGUUUUUCAGAACAUAUUCAUGGCCAUGCAGUCAAUGAUCAAGGCCAUGGAUAUGCUGAAGAUUUCCUAUGGUCAGGGAGAGCAUAGUGAACUGGCCGAUCUGGUGAUGAGCAUCGAUUACGAGACCGUUACCACGUUCGAGGAUCCAUACUUGAAUGCCAUCAAAACGCUUUGGGACGAUGCUGGCAUCCAGGAGUGCUAUGAUCGUCGUAGGGAAUAUCAGCUGACUGAUUCCACUGAAUAGUCAGUUGGGACACCAGGAGACGACACCGAAAAUGGUUUUUUAAUAAUUUUUUAUUUCAGUUUCUUGGGUGACAUACGUCGAAUUGAACAGGCUGAUUACUUGCCAACCGAGCAGGAUAUUCUGCGUGCUCGAGAGCCGACAUUUAAUAUUCACGUUUAUCCUUUUGAGUUGGAUGGCUACGUGCUGAGCAUGGUGGAUGUAGCAGGACAGCGAACCGAGAGAAGAAAAUGGAUUCACUUUUUUUCGAAUGUAACAUCGAUUAUAUUUUUGGCAGCACUGUCGGAAUAUGAUCAGUUCAUGAUGGAAUCCGAAAACGAUAAUCGACUGGAGGAAUCAAAGGCUCUAUUUCAUACUAUUAUAACAUUCGAAUGGUUUAAAAAUACUUCAAUCAUUCUGUUUCUAAACAAGAUGGACGUGUUGGAUGAGAAAAUAAUGUAUUCGCAUUUGGUAGAUUAUUUUCCUGAAUACGAUGGUCCAAAACAAGAUGCAAAUGCGGCCAGAGAAUAUGUGCUACGUAUGUUUGAAAGCAUUAGUUUAGAUACACAGAAAAAGAUAUAUUCGCAUUUUACAUGUGCUACAGAUACGGAGAACAUUAGGUUUGUGUUCGUUGCAGUAAAGGAUACAAUUUUGCAAAGCAACCUAAAAGAAAGUAAUCUAUUUUAAUAUGAACGUGGAUCU